AUGCAGCUUCGUCUACCGAUACGGGUGGCCCUCCCGCGGGUCACCCCCACCCGACCAGACACCGGCCGCCGUCUCCUCCUCCCCCUGAUCCCAACCCGCGGCAUCAAGUACGGGUGGUCGACCGCGCCGCCGCGCUCCAAACCCCGACGCUUCAACCAGCCCAACUCGGGCCUCCCCGCGCCGACCACCGGUCCCGCCGCGGCUCUCAAGCGGCGCGAGAACACGACGCCACACCGCGCGGGCGUGCUGGCGAUCAAGAAGGGCAUGACCAGCAUGUUCGUCGGCAAGGUGCGCACGCCGUGCACGGUGCUGCAGCUGGACCAGGUGCAGGUGGUGGCCAACAAGACGCGGGCGCGGCACGGCUACUGGGCGGUGCAGGUCGGGCAGGGCUCGGCGAACCCGCGCAGCGUCGCGGCGCCGCAGCUCGGCUACUACGAGGCCAAGGGCGUGGCGCCCAAGGCGGACCUGCACGAGUUCAAGGUGCGCGGCGCCGAGGGCCUGCUGCCCGUGGGCGCGCCGCUGCUGCCGGACUGGUUCCGCGUUGGGCAGCACGUGGACGCGCGGGCGCGGUCGCGCGGCAUGGGCUUCGCGGGCGGCAUGAAGCGCCACGGGUUCGCGGGCCAGGAGGCGUCGCACGGCAACUCGCUCAACCACCGCACGAUCGGCACGACGGGCCCCUCGCAGGGCAGCGGCAGCAGGGUGCUGCCGGGCAAGAAGAUGCCGGGCCGCAUGGGCUUCCAGCACGUCACGGUGCAGAACCUCAAGGUGCUCAAGGUCGACAACGAGCUCGGCGUGGUGCUGGUCAGCGGGCCGGUGCCGGGGCCCAAGGGCCGCGUCAUACAGCUGCAGGACGCGAAGAAGCGCAAGGCCCCGGGGAAGCCGUUCCGGAAGAGCACGCUCAAGCUCCUGGAGAAGCGGCACCCGGACGCCGAGGCCAAGCUGCAGCAGGCACGGGAGACGCAUUUGGAGCGCAAGGAGGAGCGCCAAGCACACAAUGCCCAGUUCUAA
Messenger RNA from Cordyceps fumosorosea ARSEF 2679, 1008 nucleotides. Its product is annotated as 60S ribosomal protein L3. Gene Ontology annotation, biological process: translation. Gene Ontology annotation, cellular component: ribosome; mitochondrial large ribosomal subunit. NCBI's taxonomy places the organism in Eukaryota, Fungi, Ascomycota, Sordariomycetes, Hypocreales, Cordycipitaceae. Gene Ontology annotation, molecular function: structural constituent of ribosome. The transcript has a single exon. The coding region runs from base 1 to 1008 and encodes 335 amino acids. The record is from RefSeq and is a predicted model, not a curated record.